Mizuhopecten yessoensis (Yesso scallop) is the source of this 750-nucleotide messenger RNA. RefSeq names its product glycine-rich cell wall structural protein 1.8-like. The transcript has a single exon. NCBI's taxonomy places the organism in Eukaryota, Metazoa, Mollusca, Bivalvia, Pectinida, Pectinidae. The record is from RefSeq and is a predicted model, not a curated record. Bases 1 to 750 code for a protein of 249 amino acids.
AUGGAUGGGCAUAUGAUGGGUGGAAGGGGAGAGAUGGAUGGAUAUAUAAUGGGUGAAAGGGGAGAGAUGGAUGGAACUAUGAUGGGUGGAAGGGAAGAAAUGGAUGGACAUAUGGUGGGGAGAGGGGGAGAGAUGGAUGGACGUAUAAUGGGUGGAAGGGAAAAGAUGGAUGGACAAAUGAUGGGUCGAAGGGGAGAAAUGGAUGAAUAUAUAAUGGGUGGAGGGGGAGAGAUUGAUGGACCUAUUAUUUGUGGUUUGGAAGAGAUGGAUGGACAAAUGAUGGGUGGAGGUGGAGAGAUGGAUGGAACUAUGAUGGGGAGAGGGGGAGAGAAGGAUGGACAUAUAAUGGGUGGAGGGGGAGAGAUCGAUGGACCUAUGAUUUGUGGUUUGGAAGAGAUGGAUGGACAAAUGAUGAAUGGAAGGGGAGAGAUGGAUGGGCAUAUGAUGGGUGGAGGGGGAGAGAUGGAUGGACAUAUGGUGGGAAGAGGGGGAGAGAUGGAUGGACGUAUAAUGGGUAGAAGGGAAAAGAUGGAUGGACAAAUGAUGAAUGGAAGGGAAGAGAUUGAUGAAUAUAUAAUAGGUGGAAGGGGAGAUAUGGAUGGAACUAUGAUGGGUGGAAGAGGAGAGAUGGAUGGACAUAUAAUGGGUGGAAGGGGAGAGAUGGAUGGAACUAUGAUGGGUGGAGGGGGAGAGAUGGAUGGACAUAUGGUGGGGAGAGGGGGAGAGAUGGAUGGACAUAUAAAGGGUUAA